Messenger RNA from Neodiprion fabricii, 3326 nucleotides. It is a transcript of the gene Pect, whose product is annotated as ethanolamine-phosphate cytidylyltransferase. NCBI's taxonomy places the organism in Eukaryota, Metazoa, Arthropoda, Insecta, Hymenoptera, Diprionidae. Gene Ontology annotation, biological process: phosphatidylethanolamine biosynthetic process. The coding region runs from base 145 to 1260 and encodes 371 amino acids. The record is from RefSeq and is a predicted model, not a curated record. The transcript is spliced from 6 exons. Gene Ontology annotation, molecular function: ethanolamine-phosphate cytidylyltransferase activity. Gene Ontology annotation, cellular component: cytoplasm.
CGAGGUGCGGCGUCGCGACGCGCGCAGUGUUCGCCGGGAAUCCAGAGACGUCAGAUGUCGAGUGGAGUGUCUCGAUCGACGCAACAACCUUCACGCAAUUUGUGAAACAAAACGUAACCGUUUACUAACAACUUUCCUAGAAUCAUGACGGAAGAAACGAAAGAGGAGGUUCGGGUCUGGUGCGACGGAUGCUAUGACAUGGUACACUUUGGUCAUGCGAAUUCCUUACGUCAGGCCAAAGCUUUAGGGGAUUAUUUGGUAGUUGGAGUUCACACAGAUGCUGAGAUAACAAAACAUAAAGGACCGCCAGUAUUUACCCAGGAAGAACGUUACAAAAUGGUAAGAGGGAUAAAAUGGGUUGACGAAGUAGUGGAAGGUGCGCCGUAUGUAACCACGUUGGAAACAUUGGACAAACACGGCUGCGCAUUUUGUGUUCAUGGUGACGAUAUUACGAUGACCGCAGAUGGAGUAGACACUUAUCACCUCGUAAAAAGCUGUGGGCGUUACAAAGAGGUCGAAAGAACUGCUGGUGUGUCAACGACAGAUUUAGUGGGUCGAAUGUUGCUGAUGACCCGCCAGCAUUUCAGACAAGGCGACAGUGAAUACAGUGUGGAUAGAGAACCAAGUAAGAGUAUGGGACAGGACAGAACCGCUCGAAGUCCAUGGACAGGCUGUUCGCAGUUCCUACCAACAACCCAAAAGAUAAUUCAGUUCAGCGAUGGUAAGGUUCCACAGCCGGGCGACAAGAUCGUCUAUGUCGCUGGCGCCUUCGAUCUGUUCCAUGUGGGGCAUCUCGAUUUCUUGAAGGAAGCUAAGAAGGAGGGCGACUAUCUCAUAGUUGGGCUGCACACUGAUCCCGCGGUGAACAGAUACAAAGGAAGCAAUUAUCCUAUUAUGAACCUUCAUGAAAGAGUUCUCAGCGUCUUGGCAUGCAAGUAUGUAAAUGAGGUGGUGAUUGGGGCACCGUACGAAGUCACCAAGGAGUUGAUGGAGCAUUUUAAUGUGUCUGUUGUCUGCCACGGCCAAACACCGAUAAUGCCAUGUGAAAACGGAUCCGAUCCGUAUGCAGAGCCGAAAUUGCAGAACAAGUUCAAACCGUUGAACAGCGGUAGCGAUAUGACGACGGAGAGAAUAGUCGAAAGAAUUAUACUUCACAGAUUGGAAUUCGAGGACAGAAAUUUAAAGAAGGAAAAGAAAGAGCUAGCUGCUUACGAGGCUUUUGUAAAAUCGAAAUCAGAGAAUAUUGAGAUGGCUGGAUAAAUCCAAGAAAGUUGAGAUGAGAAGGUGAAGGAGGGGAGGGGGGGGGGGGGGAGCGAAACGCGGACGGCCGUGAAUCUGUACAUAAAGUACAUAAACAUACCACUUUAAAAUACUUUUUAAUUGUUAUUUAUUGAUUGUUGCCUAAUUAUUUUCAACUGUGAAUUAAUGAUAACACGAUAAGUAUAACGGAAUAUAAAGGGUUUUUAUAUAAACUUUGCACAUGCUUCUAGGGUGUAGAGGCCGGCUAGGCAAGCAUUUUGAGAUUAGACUUUGAAAAAAACGAUAAACAAUGAGAAAAAUAGCAAAACAAUUUUUUGUAGUUCGGAAUAUGUCAAAUUUCACGUAUUCAAACGGAUCUUUCACAGCCGUUGUUUAAAGUAUUCACCAGCUUGAAGAAGGCACUUCAGAGAACGUUUUCCAUAAUUUUUUCAAAUUCUGUUUAUAAGCACUGGAAAUUGUUUUGUUAUUUUUUUAUUGCCAAUUUUAUAGUUUUGCCGACUUCACACGAGAACUUUGUAUACUGUUGAUUACGGCUGAAUAAAUCGUUUGGUAGAAAGUGAUCACAUUGAUUCAUUAUAACACCACAAACACGCGCGUGGUACCAAAUCCUUCAGAGCUCUCAAUAGUCGUCAGGAUGAGUUUCCGACCAUGGGUGUUUUAUCUCAAAAUGAUUGCUUAGGCGGCCCCUACACACCCUAGAAGUAGGUGCAGAGUUAACAUAAACACCCUGUAUUAUAUACGUACCUCAUAUAUUAUACAAAUCAAUGAAAUUAAUUUGAGAAAUCUUGCGAUGAAAUUUAUUUACGUUCCAAAAAUCGAACUAAUUCUCAAUCGAUUGCUUACAUAUCCUUUAUUACUAUUCUGUAUCUAUAUAGGUAUAAUCUGUUAUCCUUGCCCGCCUAUCUACGUUUUUACGUACAGACAUAUUUAUUACUAUUCGGUCUUUAAAGCCACUUGGUACAAAUUAUUCGAAACUAACGCGAUAAUAGGCUGGCAUCUAUUUACCGUUUGUACCCAACUAUUAAUAUUACGCAACCUAACUGUUGAGUUAAAUAUUUGUUGAAUGUUUAACUAGCUAAUUCUCAUCAUUUCUUUUUUCACUCGUGACAUUGCAAUGGGGUAACCAAUACUUGCAUAUAUAUAUACACUAUGUACGAUGUCGCAAACAAGUGUCUGAAAUGUAAAAUGUCUUUAAUGCUGUAGAUGAUGAACUCAAAUAUUGAGUAUCUACAAUUUUCUGUACUUAUAUUUAUGUAUCGGUAUGAAUUAUAUGUUUCUGAGAUAUACGUUUUGCGCAUGGGUGGAUAAAAAAAUUAUUUCGUAACAUGUCUGAACUUUAUGCAAUGACUUACAAUUCUAUUGCAAUAAUUAUGUCAUCUCAUGAUACUAGAAUUAUAAACUGUGCCUUAACACUUCAUCAUUAAAAUCGAAACAAAAAGAAAACCAAUACUACUUCAAAUAUGGCUAUCAACAGUGCAUGCAAAGUUUACUAGCAAUAAACUCGGAACAUUUGGAGAGGUUUUUUUUUUUGGUUUUGAAAUUAAAGAUUUGGGUCUUUCAUUCCCAAAUUUCUUUACAUCAUAGCAAUUUUUUUGAUUAUUAUUGGAAGAAGUUGUUUCGAAGUGUUGUGUUUUUCAACUUUCGUCUGCAAUUAUAAUUUAAUUAUAAUCGUAUUGGUAUGGAUGAUUUUUACAAACUUCGAAAUUGUCACAAAGGGGUGAAAGGUGAAGCAAAUCAUCUUCCGAGAGUUCAGACAUUUUAUGAAACAUUUUUCCACCCCACAUAUAAACUUACUCUGUCUAUGCCAAAUAGUAAGUGUAAUAAUAUAAUUACUAAGUCAAACGAUCUGAUAUAAAUUGCAAUAUACAUAAAUUGUCAAUUUGUUGGUGUUUGUUCUUGCUUUCCCUUUGUAUGAAUUUCCGCGAAAUUGAAUUCGCAAGUAAUCAUUGUGAAACCUUGUACCUGUAUUUUAUUUAUUAUAUAAGGUAUUACCGUAAGAAGAGUAAAUACUAUGUCAAACUCUGACUACGAUUUAAAUGAUUAAAAAAAUUCUGUUCGUCAAUUUA